AUGAGCUUUUUCAACUUUUUCCGUGUAUUGAAUCGAAAGGCUCGCAGAUCACUUUCCGGAAGGGUCAAACAACAAUCUCGUAUGAGUAGUGUGUCAUCAUCUUCGCAAGACGUCUCAUUCACCUCGAGCACAUCUUCAUCAAAGUACCGAUACGACGGUGGUCGUCGUUACCAUGGAGACGAGAAGGUAGCCUAUCUAUUGCCAAAUGACAAUGAAGAGGAUGAUCGUAUGCAUCAACAACAUUGGCUUGUUGCACUUGCUUUUGGUUCCCACUUCGACUCGCCGGUGCAAGCGGAGCUCGAGGCAGGUACCAACGUGCUAGAUUCUGCUUGUGGACCAGCUACUUGGGCAAUGCAAAUGGCAAAGGCAUAUCCCAACAGCAAAGUAUAUGGCACGGAUAUCUCCGAACGAUUCCCGGAUUCGAUCAAACCCAGUAACUGUGAAUUCCUUGUGCACAACAUUGUUGAGAACCCUCCUUUUCCCAAUGACUAUUUUGGGUUCAUUCACCAAAGGUUUUUACUUCUCGGUAUUGCAAAGAAGGAUUGGCCACAGAUAUUGGCACACCAUUUGCGUACUCUUAAGCCUGGCGGGUGGAUUGAGUUGACCGAGCUCUCAUACGCAAAACUCGUCAAUGCAGGCCCAAAGGCACAGCUGACAUUCGAUACUGCUAUCACUGUCAUGAAUAAGGGUGGGAUGGACAUUGACCUUGCCAACAACUUGGAGCCUAUGUUGAAGGAUGCAGGAUUUGUAAAUGUGCAAACACGAUCAUUUGAUAUGCCCAUGAACCAUGGUGGUAAGGUGGGCGAGCUUUUCUGGGAUGAUUUCCAACAAGGCUAUCACUCAGCACGACCCAUUUGGGCAAAAAUCCAUCCUGACAUUGCAGCACCAGGCACCUUUGAAAAGUACAUUGAGGAGACUGGAGAGGAAUGCAAACAAUACCAAACUUGCGUGCCCUUUACUCGGGCUUUUGCACAGAAACCACCACUUGCUUAG
This is a messenger RNA of Lichtheimia ornata, 993 nucleotides long. RefSeq lists its product as uncharacterized. The record is from RefSeq and is a predicted model, not a curated record. The transcript is spliced from 7 exons. The coding region runs from base 1 to 993 and encodes 330 amino acids. Gene Ontology annotation, molecular function: methyltransferase activity. NCBI's taxonomy places the organism in Eukaryota, Fungi, Mucoromycota, Mucoromycetes, Mucorales, Lichtheimiaceae.